Pongo pygmaeus (Bornean orangutan) is the source of this 6936-nucleotide messenger RNA. It is a transcript of the gene ZBTB4, whose product is annotated as zinc finger and BTB domain containing 4. Lineage: Eukaryota; Metazoa; Chordata; Mammalia; Primates; Hominidae. Gene Ontology annotation, molecular function: DNA-binding transcription factor activity, RNA polymerase II-specific; protein binding. Gene Ontology annotation, biological process: regulation of transcription by RNA polymerase II. Bases 1321 to 4356 code for a protein of 1011 amino acids. The record is from RefSeq and is a predicted model, not a curated record. The transcript is spliced from 4 exons. Gene Ontology annotation, cellular component: nucleus.
GCCGUGAGGGGAGGAGUGGGGAGGCACGCUCCCCUCCCCCAGCGCAGCUGCUGGCUGUCUUUGCCGGAACACUCCAGCCCCAAUGCUCUUCUCUUUGCUGCUGAGUGAAGUCCUCCCCGUGGCCCACGGCCUCCCUGCCUCAGCCCUUUGGAUCUGCUCUUCAGACUUUACCCCUUAGUUAUGCCCUGAUUCCAGGACCCAGCCUGGACUCCACAUACCUUGGUCCCAGGCUGGCCCCAGGUCUUCCAGGUAGUCCCUCUCCACCAAGUCCCCAAGUCACCCUUGACUCUGAGAGGUAUCCCUCUCCCACACCAGUUCUUUUCCAGUCACUUCUCCUCCCAUGUUUGUCUUCAGUCUUUGCCUCCAUUUAUCCCUGUCCCUCCCAACCCCCGGGCUCCCAAGUUCUAUCUCACUCCUCCAUCUUCCCUUCCUUCUCACAGCUGAGGUUCCGGGCUGUGAUGAUGGCAAUGCUGCCCAGCACAACCCCUGCCCCCAUGAUGUCAGAAGGUGCCACAGUCUCAUAGAGCAUAUAAUACUGCAGUAUAAGGGCCACCACCACCUCGGAAUGCAGGACAGCACACACCAGGGCAGGGUGGGCCUUGGUGACUGCAUAGCUCACACAUGUGAAGGAGACCAAGGCGAGGAUCCCCACUGCCCCCACACAACUCCAACUCAGGAGGUCACUGGGCAACACGGGGGUCUGCAGCACAAAGAGGCCUGGCACAGAGCCCAGCAGCCCCACCAAGCCAAAUAGGAAGGCCACUGUUGGGAGGCAGGAGGGAAAGUGCAGAGAACGAUAGACCAGAAGCCCCAGGGAGAGCGCCAGGCCUCCCAGGAAAGCCAGCACAUAGCCCAGGGCGGUGUAGAGACCCGUGGUCCCCUCCUGUAGUGUCCCGAGUCCAGGUCCCACAAUGAUGAUUAGUCCUAGAAUGCUGCCCAACAGUCCACACCAGUCGUAGCCACUGAGACCCUGGCUCUCAAGGCAGAGGGUGAGGACGGCGGAGCAGACAGUGGAAGAACCUUUGCGAACAGUGGCAGCGUUGCCAGCGGGCACCACCUGAACCGCACUGUAGGCACAUCCAAUGCUGAGGACGUUGAGCAGGGCAUGGAAGCAGGCCCGGCCUCGGAUGUCAGGAGGUCCCAGAAGUGGGUCGCCACGCAGUUUAAGUAGCAGGGCAAUAGGGAGGUGGAAGAGGCAUCGACAGAUGAGCAGCUCCAGCGAGGGCAGAUUGGAAGCCUGAAGGAAGAGGCCCAGCAGAAGGGACUCGCUGAGCCACCCCCCGCCCCACUCCAUGUUGGCUGUGCUCUCAGGCUGGCACCAUGCCCCCCCCUGCAGAGGUGACGGACCCAUCCCAUGCCCCCGCCGUCCUGCGCCAGCUCAAUGAACAGCGGCUCCGUGGCCUCUUCUGUGACGUCACCCUCAUAGCGGGAGACACCAAGUUCCCUGCUCAUCGCAGUGUCCUGGCUGCUUCAAGUCCCUUCUUCAGAGAGGCCCUGCUCACUUCAGCCCCACUGCCCCUCCCACCAGCUACUGGGGGCGCCGCACCCAACCCUGCCACCACCACAGCUGCCUCUUCCUCCUCCUCCUCUUCCUCGUCUUCCUCUUCUUCUUCCUCUUCUUCUUCUUCUUCCUCCUCUUCCUCUUCCUCUCCCCCUCCAGCCUCUCCCCCUGCUUCUUCCCCGCCCCGGGUCCUGGAGUUGCCAGGAGUCCCAGCAGCUGCGUUUUCUGAUGUCCUCAACUUCAUCUAUAGUGCCCGGCUUGCACUGCCUGGUGGUGGAGGGGACGGGGCAGCUGUAGCAGAGAUUGGAGCUUUGGGGCGCCGUCUGGGCAUCUCCCGCCUUCAGGGCCUGGGGGAGGGAGGUGAUGCCUGGGUACCUCCUACCCCAGCCCCCAUGGCCACCUCGCAGCCUGAAGAGGACAGCUUUGGGCCCGGGCCCAGGCCAGCUGGGGAGUGGGAGGGUGACAGGGCUGAGGCCCAGGCCCCUGACUUGCAGUGCUCCCUGCCCCGGCGGUCCCUACCCUGUCCCCAAUGUGGAAAAAGCUUCAUCCAUCCCAAACGGCUGCAGACCCAUGAGGCCCAGUGCCGACGAGGGGCCAGCACUCGGGGGUCUUCAGGGCUGGGAGCUGGGGGCGCUGGCCCUGGUGGUCCUGCAGGGGUGGACGCCUCAGCCCUGCCUCCACCGGUGGGCUUCCGAGGGGGCCCCGAGCACGUGGUGAAGGUGGUGGGCGGCCACGUGCUGUAUGUGUGCGCGGCCUGCGAGCGUUCCUACGUGACCCUGUCCAGUCUGAAGAGACACAGCAAUGUACACUCGUGGCGGAGGAAGUACCCCUGCCGCUAUUGUGAGAAAGUGUUCGCUCUGGCGGAGUACCGCACGAAGCAUGAGGUGUGGCACACGGGGGAGCGCAGGUACCAGUGCAUCUUCUGUUGGGAGACCUUUGUCACUUACUAUAACCUGAAGACCCACCAGCGAGCCUUCCACGGCAUUAGCCCGGGCCUCCUCGCCAGUGAGAAGACACCCAAUGGAGGCUACAAGCCCAAGCUCAAUACACUCAAGCUCUACCGCCUGCUCCCCAUGCGGGCAGCCAAGCGGCCCUACAAGACCUACAGCCAGGGAGCCCCAGAGGCCCCCCUUUCUCCAAGCCUCAACACACAGGCCCCUGUGGCAAUGCCAGCCAGCCCGCCGCCUGGGCCUCCACCUGCCCCAGAGCCUGGCCCUCCACCCUCUGUCAUCACUUUUGCCCACCCAGCUCCCUCUGUCAUUGUCCAUGGGGGCAGUAGCAGUGGUGGAGGGGGGAGUGGGACGGCCAGCACAGGAGGGUCCCAAGCCGCCUCGGUUAUCACUUACACUGCUCCCCCGAGGCCACCCAAGAAACGAGAAUACCCACCUCCUCCCCCUGAGCCUGCAGCCACACCCACCAGCCCAGCCACAGCAGUCAGCCCAGCCACUGCUGCAGGGCCAGCCACGGCCACCGCCACGGAGGAGGCCAAGGGCCGGAAUCCACGGGCUGGAAGGACUCUGACUUACACAGCCAAGCCAGUGGGCGGGAUUGGUGGAGGUGGGGGUCCCCCCACAGGGGCUGGCCGGGGCCCCUCUCAGCUGCAGGCUCCACCUCCACUGUGUCAGAUCACUGUGCGAAUAGGGGAGGAGGCCAUCGUCAAGCGCCGCAUCUCAGAGACUGACCUGCGUCCUGGGGAGCUGAGCGGAGAGGAGAUGGAGGAGAGUGAGGAGGACGAAGAGGAGGAGGACGAAGAGGAGGAGGAGGAUGAGGAGGAAUCAAAGGCUGGUGGGGAGGACCAGCUCUGGAGGCCCUACUACUCCUACAAGCCUAAGCGCAAGGCUGGAGCUGCUGGAGGUGCCAGUGUGGGGGGCAGUGGGCUGCCCCGAGGCCGUCGGCCACCACGCUGGAGGCAGAAGCUGGAACGGAGGAGCUGGGAGGAAACCCCAGCGGCCGAGAGCCCAGCGGGACGUGCCCGCACAGAGCGGAGGCACCGCUGCGGGGACUGUGCCCAGACCUUCACCACCCUGAGAAAGCUGCGGAAGCACCAAGAGGCCCACGGCGGGGGCUCCCACAGCUCCCGGGCCGGACGGAGGCCCUCCACCCGCUUUACCUGCCCCCACUGCGCCAAGGUGUGCAAGACCGCAGCUGCCCUGAGCCGCCACGGGCAGAGGCAUGCUGCUGAGCGGCCCGGGGGCACCCCAACCCCUGUCAUUGCCUAUUCCAAGGGCAGCGCUGGCACCAGGCCCGGGGAUGUCAAGGAGGAAGCCCCCCAAGAGAUGCAAGUCUCCUCAUCCAGCGGUGAGGCAGGUGGCGGGAGCACUGCUGCUGAGGAAGCUUCCGAGACCGCCUCACUCCAGGACCCUGUCAUCUCAGGGGGUGAGGAACCCCCAGUAGUGGCAGGUGGGGGCAGCUAUGUAUACCCACCUGUGCAGGAAUUUCCACUGGCCCUGAUUGGGGGCGGCCGGGAACCUGGUGGUGGCAGGGGAAAAUCUGGGAGUGAAGGGCCAGUGGGGGCUGGUGAGGGGGACCGGAUGGAGGGGAUAGGGGCUGCCAAAGUCACUUUCUACCCUGAGCCCUACCCGCUCGUCUAUGGCCCCCAGCUCCUUGCCGCUUACCCUUACAACUUCAGUAACUUGGCCGCUCUCCCGGUUGCUCUCAACAUGGUCCUACCUGAUGAGAAGGGUGGGGGGGCCCUUCCCUUCCUACCAGGGGUCUUUGGCUACGCAGUGAAUCCUCAAGCAGCACCCCCUGCCCCACCAACACCACCUCCCCCAACUCUUCCUCCACCAAUUCCCCCUAAGGGAGAAGGGGAAAGGGCAGGGGUUGAGAGAACCCAGAAGGGCGAUGUGGGGUGAACCCUGGGGCUCAAUCCCCCUUUCACCAGAUGCCACCCUCCCUGAACCCCCCACCACUACCAGCUCCCUGGCCUCCCUGCCCCUUGGGAGCCCCUCCACACUCUUGUGCAGGGACUUGGGGGCCCCUGGAGCUCAGGGGUCAGGCUGCUUUGUGUGAGAUUGUAGUUUUCCCAUCUCCUGGGAAGGGAUCUUUCGAGGUUCCCCUCUCAAUCUUCCUCCAGGGAAUGGCCUCCAUGAGGGGCAGGGCCAGCUUCCAUCCCUUCUCCAGCCCUUGGGGCAACUGAGCAAUAUACUUAACCUGACUCUCUACUCACAGCCCCCACCAGCUCUGAAUGUCUAACCUGCUCCCCUGAUUCAUAAACCUAGGGGGAAACCAUCUCUCUCACCUAAUGACCCGCCUUGUUCUGAAGCUUUCUCUAAGCCCUUCCCAGAUGCUUCCUAGCACAUUCCAUUCUUUGUGGCCCAGGGCCUGGACCAGACCAUUGUGAUACCUGACCCCGCCCACCUGGGAGUGUGGCUUUGGGUUCCAUCCUUCCCAAGCGUGGGUCUCUACAUCCCUGUUUCCCUUGCAUCAAGACACCUUCCUCGGCUUCCAUGCCUUUGGAUCUUCCAUGUUCCUCCCCAUAUUCCUGGACUUCGGAGAUGGCCUCUCCCAAGCCAGGUCAAGGAGGUUUGGGGGAGGGCUGCCCCUCUGCCCCUCUGUUCCGUGGCUGAGCACUUUCCCAGUCCAGGGCAGGGAAAUAUUGGCCCUAUCUUGACCCCCAAAUCCAGUGAGCUCCAGAUUCUUCCAAGGCAAAAGAGGUGAGCAGAUCACACCUCUUUCUGCCUCUACAUAUGGCCUAUUCUGGGCUAAACCAGAUUUGGGGGCCAGGAGGGAAGAACUCCAUAUGGGAUGGAGAAGGGAAUCUACUUUCUCCCUGUUUUUUUUUCCUGAUGGUUUCUCCCAGACUAGACCAAAUAGCCAGAAAAAUGAUAGGGGUCAGAUGGGUGGGUAAGCCCAGGAUUUGCACAUGACCUUCCAUCCUUACCUGCAUUCCCAUCUCCCCAGUGUCACUCCCCUCACCAAUCACUCCAGAUGGUUUUGGGGGAACCAUUCUACUCUUCUGGUGGGCUUUGGGGUAUCCCCACCAACUUUCCCUUCAAAAUAGCACCUUACACCCCAUCUUUGACUCAGUUCCCCACACCCAAAGAUCCCAGCCUAGGGAUGGGGUACAGGGACUUUAAAUAGUCCCUAAUCCCUAAUUUGCACUAGAUAACCCUGGUCAGGGGUCCCUGUAUUUCCUUCCAGUGGGGGAGAUGAAGAAAUGUUUGCUCCUAAUUCUCUGAAAACUGGGCCUCCCUGCUCUGUGAUUGGAUAUAUAUUUCCCAUCCCACCCACCUCCCCCCAAAAAAUAGCUCACAAGGGGAGAGCCACUUUGGGGGAGCAAAUUUGACAAAUGGGAAUUAGAGGAGUGCAGUUUUAAAAGGAAAAGUUGCUGUCAUCAAAAUGGCAGGCUUUUCCCCAGCUACUGUUUUUGGGGCCAAGAUGGCUGCCCUAGCAGCAAUCACUGCCAAGGGCAAGAUCAUGGCUUUUGGAGGGAGGUGAGUUUAGGGAGGGCCAGGACCAUCCUCCUACCCCUCAUACCCUCCCAGCAUAUACAAAAGGGGAGGUUUUAGACAGGCUCCCUGAAUGUUAACCACAGAGGAGUCACUCCUUCAUUCCUCCUCUGUCUCUUUGCACUUUUCUUGGUCUUGGCCACAGCCUGAGUGAUGAAUUUCCUACUGAAUGUACCAAGUUCCAAUUUUUAAGGGGGGGGAAAGGUUUCAAAUGGGGAAAAACGCCAAAAAAAAAAAUCACUAAAAAUUCCCACAAAUCUUGUUUCUGGCACUUUAGAAAAACUGCAAAAAAAUACAUAAUAAAGAAUACAUAUAUAUAUAUAUCUACACACAAAUUAUAUAUCUAUCUAUCUAUACAGCGGAACCACAAGAGAGACUGAGGAAGGCCUGGAGGCAGGGGCAGAGGUGACGACAGUGCCCCUAUAUCCUUAACCCAUACUCCUCUGAGGCAAACAGGCAUGGGAAAAUGGAAGGGUUGAGGAUGGACCGGAGAAUUGGAACUUCAGAAUAGGUCAAAAUUCCAAAACCAUGGACAUUUUUUUUUGGGAGAAUUGAGAUUGUAGACAUUUAUUUUUUUUAAAUAUGAUCAAGGAAAAUAGCUUCCAGAAUGUGGUGGUUCUGGGCAACAAAUGAGAUUGUGGUGACGUGGAGAUUAAAAUAUAUGUAUUUGAGCUGGGGAAUUUGAAUAUUGUGAGUUUCAGAUGUUGGAAAUUUGGGAUUUUGCAGUUUUGUCUUUUGAAAAUGAUCAAGUCUUGUCAGUUUGUACCCUCUUUCCCCAUGUUCCCUGGGAAGAAGGGUGGUGGCAGAGUGGGAAGGCCACUGGUUCUGUGCCGCAGCACGCAAGAUUUAGAAUUCUACAGACUCUAGCUCUAUACGUAGUGAGGACCCAGAUUUAGAGAAACUGACCAAUAUUUAUCUCCGCAUUUGUGUGUGUGUCCAACUCUGUAGGCCAAUAAACCAACAAGACAAAUGAACUGUGCUCCA